Messenger RNA from Guillardia theta CCMP2712, 279 nucleotides. RefSeq lists its product as hypothetical. Lineage: Eukaryota; Cryptophyceae; Pyrenomonadales; Geminigeraceae. The annotation marks the transcript as partial. The transcript has a single exon. The record is from RefSeq and is a predicted model, not a curated record.
CAUGAUGCAUCAGGGCAUGAUGCAUCAGGGCAUGAUGCAUGGAAUGAUGCAGCAGGGCAUGGCUCAACAGAGCAUGAUGCCACAGCAAGGAAUGAUGCCACAGCAAGGCAUGAUGCCACAGCAAGGAAUGAUGCCACAGCAAGGCAUGAUGCCACAGCAAGGAAUGAUGCCACAGCAAGGAAUGAUGCCACAGCAAGGAAUGAUGCCACAGCAAGGAAUGAUGCCACAGCAAGGAAUGAUGCCACAGCAAGGAAUGAUGCCACAGCAAGGAAUGAUGCC